UUGGGCGGGCCGUGUGUACAAACAGCCCGGAGAUGGGCCGUUACGAUGCCUGCCAUGCCGCUGUCAUGUCUCAUGAAUCAUCCUGCAGCGCCAGUAGGCCAUGUGUGUUUACCUUGUCGGACCGUCCUGUACGGGGAAAUACCGGCGGCGAGCUCCAGUUUCACACACACACCCCACCGCGGAUUCCCCGAGGUAACCACACCAGCCAUUGCCAUUUUGGAUCGGGCUGGUCGCGGUGGACUACAGCAGUAUUACUCACGGUCAAGUGCAAGUUAAAUGGGCUGCGGGCACCUUGUUUGACCGGAGACGCAACCUGAGCGCCAUGGAUGUCUUCCGCAGAAUCCUGAACAUUUUCCUCCUGAUCCUCCCGGCUGUGCACGAGUUGCAUCCAACGAUAUUUGUCCACACCCAGUCUUCCGGCCAACCCCCCAGGGAAACAGGAGGCCCCUUCACAGAAAUACCAAGGUUUGUGGUAGGUGAGUGGAGCACCUGUAGCACCACCUGUGGGCCAGGUGUGCAGCGGAGACCAGUCAGGUGUAAGUUGUUCCUCCCGUUGUUCAAGACGGUUGUUGGAGACGACCUGCCCUUCUCCAGGUGUCCAGCCAUAAUACCCCCAAAUGAACAGCGGUGCAACCUGGCCCCCUGUAAUGCAGAUAUUAAUGUCAUCUCUCCCCUGUUCUCCACGGACAUCGCCCCUUCAUCCACUGUGCAGUUCACAUGGAGAUACGAGGGCUAUACACCCUGCUCUGCAUCAUGUAUCGGAGGUACCCAACAUUCCCUGUAUGUAUGUGUGCGGAGAGACAACAAUGAGAAAGUCGGGGUCUGGAAGUGUGCAGAUAUUCCCAAGCCUGCUCUCCUGACCCGUGACUGUAACGUGCUGGUUCCAUGUGGUGCCAGGUGGACAGUAGAGCCCAUAUCAGGCUGCUCGGCCACCUGUGGAGGAGGGGUGGAAGUGCAGAGGGUCACCUGUGUGAGGUCUCAGCUGGCCCACCGCCAGGCGACAGUCAGAGUUCGGGAGGAAGAGUGCCAGGAGCCCAGACCUCCUGCAGAGAUCAGCUGUAACGAUAUUCCAUGUUCCCCAGAAUGGAAUGUAGGACCGUGGGGAGAGUGCUCUGUGCCUUGUGGUCGUGGCAUAGAAAAGAGAGAUGUCCACUGUAGGGAAAAACAGGGCCGGGGGUACUACCUGGAUGUGGAGGAUUGGCGUUGUCACAUUUACAGCAAGCCUCCCUCGGAGCGCCCCUGUAAUGUCAGGGUCUGCUCGCUAACUGCUGCUUACAGCUGGCUGAUUGGGGAGUGGUUGGAGUGUUCAGCUACCUGUGGUGCUGGGUUCCAAUCCCGCAAUGUGGUCUGUCAAGGGGAGGAGGCAAUGGGAGUCAUGUAUGACCCCUCGGGGAUCAAGUGCAAGGGCGAGACGGAGCCCAAGUCCCGCCGUGCGUGCCCAGACCUCCCGCCGUGUACCAGCCGAGGCCGUCCCGUCCCACAGGGCCCUGUCCCACUCAGUCCUGUUGAACUCACGCCUGCGCAGGUGGCAAACAGAGUACUCGCUCAGACGGUAACACCGACGGAUGCGCUAUCCCCCAUCGGUCGUCCCAGCAUGCCCUCUCCAGAGGAACUGAAGGGCCCAGCAGCACCAGAGAACAUGAGUCAGCAAACAGCCAGCCCCGUCAUCUACGCCAACAAGUUCAAUUACAGCCAGACGGAGGAGGUGGAUACCAUCUUUCUGGAGAUCGGAAGUCACGCUGUUCUGUUUCCUCGCACAAAUAUCGUCAUUGAGUGCCCUGUGGAGAACUUUGACAAGUCAAAAAUAAGGUGGCAGCAGAAUGGGUAUGAUGUGGUACCGGGUGGCAGGCUGCAGAUUGAUGAGCAGAUGAGGCUGAGAAUCGACGGGAUCCGAGACUCGGACCAGGCCACCUACACCUGCGUGGCCGGGCCUGUCAACGACAGCUUCAUCCUGUAUCUGAAAGAACCUUCCUCAGCCCAGAGAGAGCAGCUCCCUAAGAUCUACCCCCGCCGGGCUAACUUCACCCAGAAGUCUUACAGCACCAUGGUACGUGUGUGGGUGGGGGCUGAUGCCUUCCUCUACCCAAACACACGAGUGGUCAUCAAGUGUCCGGUCAAGAACUUUCAGAGGUCACAGAUCAGAUGGCAGCAUGAGGGAGAGGAGAUCACCAAACUCAACAACGGAGUGAAGAAAAUGAGGAGUGGGGCCCUGUCCAUUAUGAAGAUGUCAGCCAUGCAGACGGGCACCUUCACAUGUAUGGCAGGGGCAGCCCGGGAGUCUGUCAGACUCCACCUGAUAGGUGGGAUAUCCAGCGAGACUAGUACAACUCCCAGCCCCACCAUCCAUGCACAGCCGAAGCCACAGGACCUGAAGGAGCCUGAGGUUCCUAGGCUAGCAGCCACAGUCCCCGAGAGGCAGCAGACUGGGCUAGGACAGCCUCCUGUCAUCUACAGGGAGCGCAUUCCUCCUAUGCUAAAGACUGAAGGCCAUGUGGUGGUGUAUGUUGGCAGCCCGGUGAUCGCAGCUAGUGUGGAGUCCAUCACCAUUCUGUGUGAGGUGCCCGGAGCCAAGCCCAGAAUCACAUGGACCAAAGAUGGGGCAGGCAUGCCCAACGAACCACGGUAUCAACUGUGGAGAAAUGGAUCCCUUACAAUCAACAAACCCAGACAUUCAGAUGCUGGUUCUUACACCUGCACAGCGACCAACGCAGCCGGCAGAGACUCAGAUACUUCACUAGUCAGUAUUGCAGAGGCCCCAGACAUUCUGUUCAGGAACAGGGAGGUGACCAACCUGGAGGAUGACCUUGUGUCUGUCACUGUAGGAGGGAAGGUCAAGGUCAAGCCUGGGGCCACUAUCACCAUCCACUGUCCUGUCAGGGGCUUUCCCAAACCCUUCAUUAAUUGGGACAAGGUGAAUGGGACACUGGAGAGAAAUGCCAACGUCCACCCCAACGGCUCCCUGACCAUCACAAACGCCUCAGAAGGUGACCAAGGGACAUACCGGUGUGAGGCUGGCAACCCAGGAGGAAAGGACAGGAGAGACUCAACACUGAUCCUGUUAGAGCACCCCCAUUUGGUGGAGGACCUACGAAUGCUGCCCCGUCUUGAUGCCCUGGUCAGUGCUAACGGAGGGGUCGUCGUCCUGACGGGCAAGAAGGAAAAGGACACCAUCGCCAGGAUGACAGGAGAGCAGCUGGCCAUUGCCUGUCCCAUCAAGGGGUUCCCCGAGCCCCCGAUCACCUGGCUGCACAACAACCGAGUGUUACAGCAGGGAGACCCUCGCAUCCUGCUGGUGGAGGAGGACCAUGUGGUCAGGAUAACCGCCAUCAAGAAGGAGGACAGCGGGCUGUGGAAGUGCCAGGGAGAGAACGACGCAGGAGCGGCCAGCGCUAACCUCACACUGUCCAUUUCUGGUUAUAGUUGGGUGCCCAGGGAGACCUCAGAGUGUUCAGCGACAUGCGGAAACACGGGAAGGUACUACCGCAUCCUCCGCUGCUUUAACGAUGACGUGCAGGUACCGGACACGUACUGUGACAACAUUCCCAAACCUGAGGUCGUUUACGAACCCUGCAACGUUGACGACUGUCCUCCAAGAUGGGCCACGUCCGGUUGGACAGCCUGUUCUGUGACCUGUGGGUCAGGAGUGGAGAGACGUGGGGUCCGGUGUGAGAGGGUCAUCUAUGACGGGAGACUGGAGCAGCUGGAUGAGUAUUACUGCGAGGUGUUAGAGGAAGCCCGACCCCUGGACUCCCGGGUGUGCAACAUGGGCUACUGUAACAACGAGCCGCCACGGUGGAACACCAGCGCAUGGUCUGCUUGUGAUGAAGUAUGUUUAAGACCGAACGUUGCUUACCAAGAACGGGAAGUUCUCUGUGUGGCCUCCAAUGGGACCGUGCUUGACUUCUCUGAGUGUAACCGUGCCACGCUGCCAGAGAGAAGACAGGAGUGUUACGCCCCGCGUUGUAAAGCCGUGUGGACAGCCUCUGACUGGGGGGAGUGCUCAGUGACAUGUGGACAGCACGGUCAGCAGACGCGAACCCUGACCUGUGUGUACCUGGGAACAGACAGGGAGGCAGAGAACGCCUGCGACGACAUGAAACAGCCGCCCAUGCUACAGAGGUGUAACCUCAUCCCUUGUGAUGCUGAUGAAUGCACCGACACAUCUAACUACUGUUCGCUGGUGCUGAAGUUACGUCUGUGCUCGGUGGCGAGAUACCAACAGGACUGCUGCGAGAGCUGCACAGGGCCAAGGGAGGUUGAGGGGGAGGGGGAGGAGGAGGAAGAAGAAGAAGAAGAGGAGGAGGAGCAGUAGGCACAGAGGAGGUCAUUUCUCAUCAUAGCAGAGACAAAUCAAUCACUAGUCAGCUUUUUAUGUUCAUUCAUCCUUUAACUAUAGAGAAGACAGGCAAUGCUAUAGUUUUGAGGCACAGACGCAACAGCAUCAUCUUAUGCCAAAAACCUGA
Molecule: messenger RNA, 4463 nt
Organism: Branchiostoma floridae (Florida lancelet)
Lineage: Eukaryota; Metazoa; Chordata; Leptocardii; Amphioxiformes; Branchiostomatidae
Product: ADAMTS-like protein 1
Exons: 24
Coding region: 323-4312 (1329 amino acids)
Biological process (GO): extracellular matrix organization
Cellular component (GO): extracellular matrix
Molecular function (GO): metalloendopeptidase activity
Source: RefSeq, a predicted model, not a curated record